GUUGUUUGUUUGACAGUGACAUUUGAGAUAAAAAUAACCAAAAUAAUUUGUUUACUUCAGUCAAUUUAAUCUGGAUUUUGGUUGAUUACUGUUAUCGGCUGGAUAUCGGAUAUCUCCAGACCGAAAGCAAAUAAUUUGGAACAUAUAUAAUCGAAAGAUUCAAUGCAAGGUUGAUAUACGAUAUUUAACAUGACUUCGAUACAAGAAAGACUACAGUUGAAAAGGGAACCUAUAGAUAAAUGGUCAAUCAGAGAACAACUAUGCUUAGCUUCAGCAGUAUCACGAAGUGGAGAUCAAAACUGGAUGUCAGUCUCUAGAUCUUUGAAACCAUUUGGGGAACCAAACAGACCCCCUGACUGGUUUCAUCAGAAGAAUUGUGCUGCACAGUAUGGAAUGCUGCUAGCCAAUGUUGAAACACCAAAGCGUAAGAAAAGAACCAGUGUUGAUUCUGGCAUUGAGACACCCGCUGAAAAUAUUCUGAAGAGGCUGCUUAUUGAGCGGCAGGCUGAACUCAAAAAAUUGCUUGCUGAGGAGAAAGCAGAGUAUCAGAAGUUACAAGAAGAUAUGAUUUUGUUGCAGUCUGGUAAAGUAUCAGAAGAACAACUGGAUAAAUGGUGCAAAGAGAUAGAUGAAGAAGAAUAUAGACGCGAGCAAGAGGGUAUAGCGCAUGCUCAGUGGCUUAAAGAGCGGGAACAAAGAAAGCAGGAGAUUGAGCGAGCAUGGAGACCUGUAAAGCACUCACAACUGCCUGCUGGUCAAAAGAGGAAGACACCUGACCAUGGCGAUGGAACUUCUGAUGAACACCAUCAGAUACAAUCGGAGGAAUUGCAGAUUCAACAGCAGCAACAGCAUAUGAACGAAACUAAACCUGCAUUGUCGCCUCUUUUGACAAGUUUGUUGAAGUCGCCUUCACAAGUUCAAGGCGGACUGCACCUUACUACAAGACAUGUUGUUUCUAAUAAUCCAAAUCCGACGAUCGCGAGUCUGCUCAAUUCUUCGCCUGGCGUGACGGUAUCACCUGGACUCCAACAACUGGUAAGCACGGCGAUCAGUCAAGAACCUCCAGCUACGCAACCAUCAACCACAGUCAAUGCUCCCAUCAUCGAAGAUGUCCACCAUGACCUUUCACAGCAGCACAUCGCCGGUAAUGAUCUGUUGGGAGAUGCCAAUUUCACCAAUAUCAAGAUAGACGAUCUGGCUAACAGUAUGCUGGUUCAGGACGGCCCUUUGCCUGAAAUAAAGAAAGAGGAGGUGGAUGAUAUCAUAUCAGAGAUCAUUGAACAUGUGCAGGAUAUAGUUGACGAUCCAGAGCAGCACUUGCAGCUAGACGGGAACGGCGAUAUCAGCAUCAAUUUAGAUCAAAUGGAAGACCUGGAGGAAGAGAUCCAAGAGGAAGAGGCGAUGGUAGCUGUACCUGCCCCUCCUCCUCCUCCACCUGUUGAGGUAUCCUCCGAGCCUGAACCACCUCCGCAAGAGCCCGCGGUGCCUCCAGCUGUUAAAGAGGAGCCCAAGAAGCAGGAGGAGAAAAAAGUGGAGAAGCCACCUGUGAUAGAUCCGUUUGAGUUCAGUGAGGAUCCCGUCAUUUUCGAAUCGCCACAGGCCAUGAAAUCUGCGAGUGGAAAACAGGAGAAUAAGCAGUACGUUCCUCAUUAUCAGCAAGAGGCAUCUUCACGAGUUCAAUCCCAACCUCAACCUCAACCAUCACCUCAACUACAACCUCAGCAGCCUAAGGAAGAAGAGUUGCAACCAAAGUCGGCUGAAACCGUUCAGCCAACAAUUGAAACUGAGGAACCAGUAUUAAUCAAAGAAGAGCCUGUUACUGAGACCAUACCUAGUGAACAGAGUGUUUCAGAUGAUAGUGUCAUUCAGAUAAAGGUGAAGGUAGAAGAGCAAAAUGACAAUAAGGAGGAGGAAGUUAACCCUGAUAAACCUUCUGCGCCUCGAGGAUCAGUGGAAAUAGUAGAGCACAAAGAAGCCGAUAGCGAAGAAGAUAGUCAAGAGUUUAAUCAAACACAAAUAGAAGAAAUCGUUCAAUCUGUUAAACCCGACAAUUUAGAGGAGAUUAAAUCUGAAAAAUUAGAUGUUGAGGAAGAAAAGAAGACAGAAAUCGAAACGGAGAGCUAUACAACUGAAAGCAAGGAUACAGCUUCAGUUGAAGAGUCUUCUGAGACUUCAGACACAUUGCCAGAAAUAAAGAAAGAACCUGUCAACUUGGAUACCCAAGAUAGUCUUGAAAUGCCCAGUACAGCCCCAGAAUUUUCUGAAGAUCUAUAUGAUGAGCUUAGCAUGGAGGUGAAAAUCGAUAAGACUGGGAAAACUAGAAGGGACUACUCAAGAACAAAGAAGAAAGAAGAUAAUAAAGAAGAUCAUGGCUUUGAUAUGCUGUUAGCAAUUGAAAAAUCACAAAUGGAAGAUACGGAGUUAACAGAAGAAACCUUGUCAGACAACACAACUGAACCAGAGAAAAAGGAGGUGAAACCACAGCUGAAGUCUGAAAAUGAAAGGUCAAGUAGUCCGUGGACUGAAGAUGAGGAUGCUGCUAAAGUUAAAAGAAGAUAUUCAACCCCUGCAACUCCCGUAGACUCUAUUCCAAAUUCGCCAGCUUCCAGUACAGCUUUCUACGAAGACGACAAAGAAUAUAAGAGUUGGAAGAAGUCCGUGAUGUUGGUGUACAGUCGACUGGCUAGCAACAAAUACGCUUCGCUUUUCUUGAAGCCUAUCACAGACGAUCAAGCUCCAGGAUACAGCAGCAUUGUCUACAGGCCAAUGGAUCUUCAAACUAUAAAGAAGAACAUAGAAAAUGGCAUUAUAAGGACUACCUUAGAGUUCAAACGUGAUGCGAUGCUGAUGUUCACAAAUGCAAUGAUGUACAACAAGACUAAAGAUACAAUAUACGACAUGGCCAAGCAAAUGCAGGAGGAGGCAAUGCAACAAUUUGAAUUCCUGAUGCAGGUUCAGGCUCAGCAGGAUGUGCCUCUAAGAAGGGAAACAAGGACCAGCGAAUCGGGUAUCAAGAGAAAACGAACCGUCACCCUCAGCGAAGACCCUAAAAAGAGAAAGAAAGAAGAUUAGCAUAGGGCAUUAUCUGUAAAUUUGGGUGAACGAUGUUUUGAUCAUAACAGUUUGUUUAAAUCUUUCAGUUUUAUUUGAAAUGGAAUUUGGUUGACUUUUGUGGAAUUUUUAUCGUUUCAGUUCUUUUCUUUUUAUUAGAUUGUGUUUAAAAUAUAUCUUUCUAAUAAAAAAAUUCAUGUCAUUCCAAUGUAAAUGAGCAUAUUUUGAUCACGAUAGUUUGAUUCAGUGUUUCAGUGUCAUUUGAAAUGUUACUAUGCUGUUUUUGUGGGGUUUUUAUGGUUUCAACUUUGUUCAAUUGAUUGGAUUAGGUUCAACAUAUAUAUCUAAAAAUGCCAUUUGGCGUUAUGUAAAUUUGAAUGAACGAUAUUUUGAUUACAAUAGUAGUUUCAAAUCUUUCAGUUGCAUUUGAAGGGGUACGGCUAGCUUUUGCCGAGUUUUUGUUGUCGCAAUUCUGUUCAAUUGGUAACAAUGUUCAACGUAUGAAAGUGACCUUUUAAUACCCAUGUUGUUUUCAAAAUUGUAUAUAGUUCUAACUAUUUGUAGGAAUUUAUUGAAUAACUACGAAUAUCCAUGUGUAUAAAUAAAUGUGCUGUAUAAAUAUAGUGUAGCUUCAUUAAAGUGUAUUCCGUUGAAUAUGGGGAUUUUAAAAUAGUAACAUAAAUAGGUAAAAGUGUUACCGCUCUAGAGCGAUAAACUGACAAAGAUGCUUGCUACUAGAUGUGAUCGGACCAAAAUAUUGCAUGGAAUUUUAAUUUUUAAUGUGACAAGUCAUAUAAAUCAUUUAAUUCCGUAACGGUUCUGGUGAUCAAUAAAGCUUUUUGAUUUGA
Molecule: messenger RNA, 3899 nt
Organism: Acanthoscelides obtectus
Lineage: Eukaryota; Metazoa; Arthropoda; Insecta; Coleoptera; Chrysomelidae
Source: the annotation of a GenBank genome assembly